AUGUCUCGCCGAAGCCAACGCCUCUCACGCUACUCCCAGGGGGAUGAUGAUGGGGGCAGCAGCAGCAGCGGGGGGAGCUCUGUGAUGGGGAGCCAGAGCACCCUAUUUAAAGACAGUCCUCUCAGGACCCUGAAGAGGAAAUCCAGCACCACCACCAAGCGCCUGUCCCCAGCACGGCAGCUGGCCCCCUCCUCCGACACACACACCUCGUACUACAGCGAGUCCAUGGUCAGGGAGAGCGCCCUGCUGGACCGCAGCUCCAUCCUCGACGACCAGCUGCACAGCGAUUCCUACUGGAGUGAGGACCUGCGGGUGAGGAGGAGGAGAGGCACCGGAGGCACGGAGAGCAGCAAGGUCAACGGACUCGGGGAGAACAAAAGCUCCGAGGACUUCCUUGCGUCCUCCUCCGGCUACUCAUCCGAGGAUGACUACAUAGACCUUAGGGAUGGGCGAGGAUGUAAGGGCCGACUGAGGAGACCCCCACUCCACAUGCCUGCAGGUUACUCAGCAGAGCAGGGCCAGCGAAGUUCAGGUUCUCGGCUAAGAAACGCCGCCUCCCGGACGGGCUCUUUCCUCUGGAUGCUGGUCACUUUUCCAGGCAGGCUCUUCGGACUGCUCUACUGGUGGCUUGGCACCACCUGGUACCGCCUGACCACGGCUGCCUCCCUUCUAGACGUCUUCGUUUUAACCAGGCGUGCCUCCUCCCUGAAGGCGUUCCUCUGGUUCCUUCUGCUGCUGCUGUUUCUCACCUGCCUGACUUACGGUGCCUGGUACUUCUACCCCUACGGGCUGCAGAUGGUCCAGCCGGCCGUGGUGUCCUGGUGGGCCGCAAAGGGCCGCAGCAGGCCGCAGGAGGGCUGGGUGCCCAACGACUCAUCCCAUUUCCAGGCCGAGCAGCGCAUCCUGUCCCGCGUGCACUCCCUGGAGCGGCGCCUAGAAGCACUGGCUGCAGAGUCCUCCUCCAACUGGCAGAAGGAGGCCCUGCGGCUGGAGCGCCUGGAGCUGAGGCAAGGCCAGGGCAGUGGCCAGAGCCAGGGCGGCGGCCUGAGCCAUGAGGACACGCUGGCACUCCUGGAGGGCAUUGUGAGCCGCCGUGAGGCCGCGCUGAAGGAGGACUUCCGCAGGGACAUGGCUGCUCGGAUCCAGGAAGAGCUGGUCACCCUGAGAGCAGAACAUCAGCAGGACUCUGAAGACCUCUUCAAGAAGAUUGUCCAGGCAUCCCAGGAAUCUGAGGCUCGUCUCCAGCAGCUGAAGUCAGAUUGGCAGAGGACGACAGAGGAAACCUUCCAGGAGAAGUCUGUGAAGGAGUUGCAGCGGCUGGAGGGCCUGCUGGCUGGCCUGCGGCAGGAGUUAGCUGCCCUGGCCCUGAAGCAGGGCUCCGUGGAGGACCGUGUGGACCAGCUGCCCCAGCAGAUCCAGGCCGCACGCGAUGAUGUGGAGUCUCAGUUCCCUGCCUGGAUCUCCCAGUUCCUUCUACGAGGUGGGGGCGCCCGCUCGGGGCUCCUUCAGGAAGAGGAGCUGGACGCCCGGCUUCGGGAGCUUGAGAGCCGCAUCCUCACCCACGUGGCGGAGACACAGGGCAAGUCGGCAAAGGAGGCCGCGGCCAGCUUGGGGCUCAGGCUGCAGGCAGAAGGUGUGACCGGGGUGACGGAGGAGCAGGUGCGCCACAUUGUAAACCAGGCCCUGAAGCGAUACAGCGAGGACCGCAUCGGGAUGGUGGACUACGCCCUGGAGUCUGGAGGGGCCAGUGUGAUUAGCACGCGCUGCUCAGAGACCUACGAGACGAAGACGGCGCUCCUCAGCCUCUUUGGCAUCCCCCUGUGGUACCACUCCCAGUCGCCCCGAGUGAUCCUCCAGCCGGAUGUCCACCCAGGCAACUGCUGGGCCUUCCAGGGCCCCCAGGGUUUCGCCGUGGUCCGCCUCUCCGCCCUCAUCCGCCCCACUGCCGUCACCUUGGAGCAUGUGCCCAAAUCCUUGUCACCCAACAGCACUAUCUCCAGUGCCCCCAGGGACUUUGCAGUCUACGGGUUUGAUGAAAACCUGCAGCAGGAGGGGAAGCUACUUGGGGAGUUCACGUAUGAUCAGGAAGGGGAGCCCAUCCAGACGUUUUAUUUCCAGGACCCCAAGAUGGCCAAGUACCAGGUGGUGGAGCUGCGGAUCCUGACCAACUGGGGCCACCCCGAGUACACCUGCAUCUACCGCUUCAGGGUGCACGGGGAGCCCGCCCACUAG
Elephantulus edwardii (Cape elephant shrew) is the source of this 2232-nucleotide messenger RNA. RefSeq names its product Sad1 and UNC84 domain containing 2 (gene SUN2). The transcript is spliced from 19 exons. Lineage: Eukaryota; Metazoa; Chordata; Mammalia; Macroscelidea; Macroscelididae. The coding region runs from base 1 to 2232 and encodes 743 amino acids. The record is from RefSeq and is a predicted model, not a curated record. Gene Ontology annotation, cellular component: nuclear envelope; meiotic nuclear membrane microtubule tethering complex. Gene Ontology annotation, biological process: nuclear envelope organization. Gene Ontology annotation, molecular function: protein-membrane adaptor activity.